Messenger RNA from Vicia faba (fava bean), 639 nucleotides. The record is from the annotation of a GenBank genome assembly. Lineage: Eukaryota; Viridiplantae; Streptophyta; Magnoliopsida; Fabales; Fabaceae.
AUGUCUGCGCAUUCCAAAUUCUUCUCUUCGAUAAAACAGGUUGAAAAAAGGAUAAAAUUAGAGAACACAAGAACAAAAACAAGAGAAUCACAAGUACAAGAAAGCAAUGUUUUAUCAACAUUGGGUUCACCUUUGUUUCUCCAACCUAGUUGCAGCCAAACAUGUCCAACCCAAGAAAGCAGUGAACCUCCUCAGCAAUUCCUCUCAAUUUCUCAAGGAUUCUCACUGACCCAUCAAAACCCUAUUCAAACCACUCCUUCAGAUGACAUCACAAUUGCAAAUGAAGAUGUUGAUGACAUUGAAGAGUUAAUGAUGCUACUAGGAAUUUCAGAGGAACAAAGGGAUGGUUUUGGUUUUGAGGUUGAUGACGGUGAUUGUGAUUCUUGUCACUGUGAAGGUGGGUUUCAUUCGAAAUUUGUUGGUGUAGAAGGGCCAAAGUGUAAGAAAGAGGUGUUGAGAUUAGAUGGGUGGAUCAAGCAUUUUCUGAAUGAUGGUGUGGAAAAGAAAGAGCCUUUGAGGUUGGCACAUUUGCUUUUAGAGAAAGCUGCUUUUGUUUCUGACUCUAAGGAUGGUUUUGGAGGUUUGGAUUUCCCUUCAACUGUUCAAGAAUUUCUUCAUACUGAUCCUCCCAGGAAUUGA